Messenger RNA from Felis catus (domestic cat), 2522 nucleotides. RefSeq names its product olfactory receptor 51H1-like. Gene Ontology annotation, cellular component: membrane. The transcript has a single exon. Lineage: Eukaryota; Metazoa; Chordata; Mammalia; Carnivora; Felidae. Gene Ontology annotation, molecular function: olfactory receptor activity; G protein-coupled receptor activity. The record is from RefSeq and is a predicted model, not a curated record. Gene Ontology annotation, biological process: G protein-coupled receptor signaling pathway. Bases 1416 to 2372 code for a protein of 318 amino acids.
CACUUCCACUAACUGUAAAAAACUCUGACCAAAAAACUCAAAACAAACAGAACAAAAAAUGGAAGGAAACAAAUGAAAAACUCAAUGUCAGUACAGAAAACAUAUGAAGAAAGGAACUUUUUAUUCCAAGUAAUCAUAAUAAAAAGCACACAUCAUGCUUUCUAAUGUCUCUACAUUUUUACAUUUUUAAUACUUACACUGCCCCUAUGGGGUAGGUACUAUGAUUGCCACAUGUUACACAUACAGGACUGUAUGUUGAGAAGCAGAGAAACUGGAAUCUGAAUCCAAGAUGUGCCAGUCCAGAGUCCACGUUCUUGACACUACAUUGCCUCAUAGUCAACUUGAUCCCAAUCAACUGAUGAAGGCAACUGAGGAGUGUCUUAAGCAUGAGAGCCUCUCAGAGAGUGUGUUCUACAUCUAGCUAGCAUUCAUGUCUGAAGUCAAAUGUCCCAUCAGGGGGUCCUGUGGCAUAAAUAUAGUUAUUGAUUCUAGCAACAUAAGGGUGUCUCCCAGAUGUCUAUUAAGGCCUCUGUAAAGACUCAGAGUGUUACAUGUGUUAUGCAUGAUCACUGUGCCUUAGCAAUAGGUCAUUAUCAGAUGAUCCCAAUCCUGAAAAAGGCUUCAAGUGAACCCUGAGGGUCUCACUUCCUUUUAGACAAAGAGAGUUAUGCUAAAAAAAAAAAAAAGAAAAAAAAGAAAUACUGUUGUUGCUUUCCUAAGUAUGAUUUAGUACCCAUUCGACUAAGAUUUUACCAGAUUGGAGAUGAUAUUACAUUUCAUUUUCUGUAAUGGUAGGUGGCUGCCUGAGGUUCCUGGGUUGAGAAUGAUUCUGAGGCCACAUCCAGGUUCAGGGUAAAUGAAGGAGUGUUGUGCUCAAAUAGAAGCAUAGGCAUGUACACUGGGUAUUUCCAUCCCUAUCCUAGAUACAAGGUCCAUUGCCUUCAUGGGAGAUCUUGGCAGAAGGAGUAUGAUGGGUAGGGAUAACAUCCUUUAUGGGGAAUCAAAUAAUUCAUAUUUUGCAUUGAUUCUGUCUUAGUUAUUAUGUCCUUAGCCUUGCUCAACUGCUUGCAAUAUAUUGGUUAGAAAGAGGGAAGAAAGGACAGGAGAGGAAGGACAUUUUACCUAAUGCAUUAGCAUUACAGUGUGUGCUUCAAACUGAAUGUGACUUAUUUGUAGUUGGGUGAGUCUUUUUCUCCUGGGCCAGGAGAUGCUUUCUCAACAGGAUAUAUGGAGGAGUAGUAAUUUCAGGGGUUCAUUUCUCUCUUAUACCCUCCCUACUAAUGUGAAAAUAACAUUGUUUCACUCUAAGGAAAGUCAGAUUCUACUAUAUUAUUAAUCCCUGUCACUGUAUUUUUAGGAGGUCACCCAUCAGGAUCCUGCAAGCUCUCUCCUCAUGCCUGUGUCACACUGGCUUCAUGGCAGAUAAUAACCACUCUCACUUCCAACACCCUUACUUUGUCUUAACGGGAAUUCCAGGGCUUGAACAAAAGUAUUACUGGAUAGCAUUCCCACUGGGUGCUAUAUAUGUCAUUGCCCUCUUUGGCAAUGGUGUUAUCAUCUCUACCAUCAAGUCUGAAUCAUCCCUGCAUAUCCCCAUGUACUAUUUUCUCUGCAUGUUGGCACUGGCAGACAUGGGACUUACCCUCUGUACUCUGCCCUCUAUGCUAGGCAUAUUCUGGUUUAACUAUAAGUCCAUUGCCUUUGAUUCCUGCCUUGUUCAGAUGUACUUCAUUCACACCUUCUCAGCCAUUGAAUCUGGUGUACUGGUGGCCAUGGCCUUUGAUCGGGUUGUAGCCAUCUGGAACCCCCUCAGGUAUGGGACCAUCAUAACCAAUGGUGUGGUCUGCAGAGCUGGGACAGUCAUCUUGACAAGGGCAGUCUGUGUGGUCUUCCCUGUGCCUUUCCUCAUCAAGCGACUUCCCUUCUACCACUCCAACAUCCUCUCCCACUCCUUCUGCCUUCACCAAGAUGUCAUGCGCCUUGCCUGUGCCAGCACUCGUAUCAACAGUCUCUAUGGCCUUAUUGCUGUCAUCUUCACCAAGGGUUCUGACUCCCUCUCUAUCCUCCUCUCCUAUGUGUUCAUACUCCGAGCGGUAAUGGCCAUUGCCUCAGGGGAGGGCCGGCUGAAAGCACUCAACACCUGUGUUUCACAUAUCUGUGCUGUACUCAUCUUCUAUGUUCCACUCAUUGGGCUGUCUGUCAUCCAUCGUUUUGGAAAGCAUCUUUCACCACUGACUCAUGUCCUCAUGGCUAAUGCCUACCUUCUUGUACCCCCUGUGCUAAACCCUAUAGUCUAUACCAUGAAGACCAAGGAGAUGAGAAAGAAAAUAAUUCAAAUAUUUGUUCAAACCAAGAUCACUGCAGAGGGUUAGGGUCAACCAGUUUGAAAGAAGAAGAAUCUAUUCUGUAAAGGCUCAAUUAUGACUAUGAGAAAUAAAGGUUUAUAUUUUUCAUGUUUUCUGUGUGAUUUGAAUUGGGCAAAGAGGGAUUUCCCUGCACUCAAAGUAUACUUUCCUUUUCCU